Molecule: messenger RNA, 1325 nt
Organism: Wyeomyia smithii (pitcher-plant mosquito)
Lineage: Eukaryota; Metazoa; Arthropoda; Insecta; Diptera; Culicidae
Product: pupal cuticle protein-like
Exons: 2
Coding region: 136-627 (163 amino acids)
Source: RefSeq, a predicted model, not a curated record
CCAGUAUAAAACCAUGUCCCUUCGCAUUGUUGAGGCACAGUUUGCAAACAGUCCUGGUUGAGUAUCACCUAGGAGGUUUCGAAGCACUCAAUAGCUCCAGUCAAGAAUUCUAAGAAGCGCCAACAAAACUUCAAAAUGAAAGCUUUUAUCGUAGGAUCCGUUCUGUUGCUGGCUGCCGCCGCUUCCGCCGCACCGUCUUACUGGCAUUACGUUCCAGCUGACACCCCCGAAGUAGCGCACGCCAAGGCCGAACAUCUGGCCGCUCACCAGGCCGCCCGCGGAUUGGUUGGUGCCGGACCAAUUGACACCCCCGAAGUACAGCACGCCAAGGCCCAGCACUUUGCCGCCCAUGCCGCUGCCCGUGCCGGACAUGCGAUCCCACAGCCCCAUGCUGCUGCUUGGCACGCUGCCCCAGCUGCCCAUGCCUGGCACGGAGCCGGAGCCUGGCACGGACCCCAGCACAUCCCAGUGAUCCACAAUGGAGUCCCAGUUGAGACCCCAGAAGUCCAACACGCCAAGGCUGCCCAUCUCGCUGCUCUGCACGCUGCCGGAUCCGGAGCUCACUGGGUUGGUGGACAUGAAGAUGAUGGUUCCUACAAGCCCCAGUGGGAUGCCCACAACUACUAAGUAGUUUUGCUGUACCAACCCCCUCUUCCCCUGGAUGCCAAACAACCCGUAGAUUGAGCCUUUAAUCCCUCUUUAAACCCCUCGUAAGCCCCCGUUCCUCAAAGUAGCUAGGCCUUAGGAAACCUAUUUUUACACUGAUAAAAGCAAGAAAUGUGUCGAAUACUCAGAGCCACUGCCGUUCCUCCUCUUGUUUUUUGUAAAAAGUAUUUCAAACGCUAGAGCUUCGGUAGUCGCAAGUAUUAUAGUAGUCAACUGGUCCGUGCAUGGCACGGAACGUGAUCCCAAACCGAUCGAGAAAGAGAGAGAAAAAAAAUAGCCGAGAGUAGCCAAGAAAUGACAACCCUAUUGAGUGUGAAGCUGUCGCAAUUGCAGGGAAGAGUUUUCCCAGCCGGUGACGCUGCACGGCCUGCUUGGAUUUCGCUCGCUCGCGGCGGCUCAAAAGCCGAACGCCACACCCGACCAUCAUCCGGUGUGAGUGGACGUGAAAUUCCCACCACUGCCAUCAAUCCAUCGAAAAAGCGUACCGACUGGGAAUAGCUUCCGAACUAAUAACAGAGAAACAGAUUUCAGGAAACGAUCGAAGCGAUUGUUCAGGCGAAUAGGAAACCUCUCACUCGAAUUGUAAUUUCUGUGUACUUGAUAUUUUUUACCCUCAUUAAAGAGAUAUGUUAUUGCAAUCACUUUAAAAGUCGAACAAA